Molecule: messenger RNA, 537 nt
Organism: Acanthosepion pharaonis
Lineage: Eukaryota; Metazoa; Mollusca; Cephalopoda; Sepiida; Sepiidae
Source: the annotation of a GenBank genome assembly
AUGAACAAGCUUGUUCUUUCUGGCUGUGUAGUUGUCCCAACAAUUUUUUCUUCUUUCAUUUUGCUUUAUCUUUUUAUUGUCCUCUUAAACAUCUUUCUUCAUUUUUUUUCCUUUACCAUUUUUUCCUUCAAGCAUCUUUACCUUUUUCAUUUAUCAACACUCUUCGUUCUUUUAUUCUCCAACAACAUUUUUCAUUCUCAUUAUGUCAGCUAUCUGCCUGCUUCAUCCUUUAUCUUCUUCAUCUUUCUUCAAUUUUUUUCUUCUUCAUUAUUCGUUAUCUGCUUCUUCAACAAUUUUCAUCAUCAUCUUUCUUUAACCUUUUUCUUCAUCUUCUGUUUCGUCAUCAUCAUUUUUCAAUCUAUAUGUUCAUCAACAUUCUUCAUCCUGCUUCAUCUUUCUUUAUUCUUCCUAAUCUUUCGUUAUCUUAUUGAUAUUUGCCCUGAUAUGCUCUGCUUCUUAUUUUUAACAACACAUUCAUAUCCUAAUGCAAUCUUUUUCAGAAAUGAUGCAAUCCAAGGGGAAAUUUGUUGCCUAUAA